Molecule: messenger RNA, 2259 nt
Organism: Urocitellus parryii (Arctic ground squirrel)
Lineage: Eukaryota; Metazoa; Chordata; Mammalia; Rodentia; Sciuridae
Gene: Sanbr
Product: SANT and BTB domain regulator of CSR
Source: RefSeq, a predicted model, not a curated record
GCGCGAGCGCGGGCGGCGCCGGCCACUGCAGGUGAGCCGCGGCCUGUGGAGUUCCAAAAGAUGAGUCGUGGAUAUUCAGAAAACAACAAUUUCCUGAACAAUAACAACCAAAUGGUAUUGGACAUGAUCCUUUAUCCAUUAAUUGGAAUCCCUCAGACCAUCAACUGGGAAACUGUGGCAAGGCUUGUACCUGGAUUAACACCUAAAGAGUGUGCAAAAAGGUUUGAUGAAUUGAAGAGCAGUGGCAACUCACCUGUUGACAACCAGUAUUAUCCCUUAAUGGAGGGAGAGAGUCCUGUUGAAACUUUAGCUACAUAUAUCAAAACCUCACUUCUUGACACACAGGGAGAUUUUCAGGAGACUCCAGUUGGUCAGGAUGCAGUUUCUAAGACAGGAAGACAUAGUAUAGCUUCCACAAGGAAUUGUUCUUCAGAAAGUGAAAAUUGUACUACUCGUAAUGGUGGAGGAAAGACUGAAGAAUCUGAAGGGCCAAACAUGGUGAUCCAUGUAUGUGACGAAGGAAAAAACUUGAAAGAAGAUUUUAUUUGCCCACGAGAUCUUUUGAUAUCAGAAAUGAAGUACUUUGCUGAAUAUUUAUCUAUGGAUGCCCAGCGCUGGGAAGAGGUGGACAUUUCAGUUCAUUGUGACGUUCAUAUUUUCAACUGGUUGAUAAAAUAUGUUAAAAGAAACACUAAGGAGAAUAAAGAUUGUGAGAUGCCCACUUUAGAGCCAGGAAAUGUCAUUUCAAUUCUUAUUUCCUCCGAAUUUUUGAAAAUGGAUUCAUUAGUUGAACAGUGUAUUCAAUAUUGCCACAAAAACAUGAAUGCCAUAGUAGCUACCCCAUGCAACAUGAACUGUAUUAAUGCAAAUCUUCUUACACGUAUAGCUGAUCUGUUCACACAUGAUGAAGUUGAUGAUUUAAAAGACAAAAAAGAUAAGUUUAGAAGUAAACUUUUUUGUAAGAAGAUUGAGAGACUGUUUGAUCCUGAGUACUUGAAUCCAGAUUCUCGGAGUAAUGCUGCAACAUUAUAUAGAUGCUGUUUGUGUAAGAAACUUUUAACAAAAGAAACAGAAAGAAGAAUUUCUUGUGUUCCUGGAAAAAUUAAUGUCGAUCGACAUGGAAAUAUUAUCUAUGUUCACAUAAGAGAUAAGACUUGGGAUGUUCAUGAGUAUUUGAAUACCCUUUUUGAAGAACUAAAAUCUUGGAGAGAUGUGUAUUGGCGAUUGUGGGGAACAGUCAACUGGCUGACUUGUUCAAGAUGUUAUCAGGCUUUUCUCUGUAUUGAACUUUCACAUUGUCAGUACCACUCAGAAACAGUAGUUUAUUCUACUGCAGCAAACUCACUGAGCACUGUUGGCACUGGAAUUUAUCCCUGCUGCAAUCAAAAGGUUCUUCGAUUUGAUCCCACUCAGCUUACAAAGGGCUGUAAAGUGAAGGACCACAUGGUUACACUUCAUGAUCAAGGUGAAGGUGGAGAUUUGCUGUCCGUUCCAACUACUAGAAUACUGGACGAUCUAAAUAAGCACAAAGAUGUCAUUGUUGUGCCUUUUUCUAAAGAUUUGGUUAGUGAUCCUGCAGUUGGCUCCUCUGAUGAAAAGGGUCUAGAAUGUGAUGUUUUACUGGAGCCACAUACACCAUGGGGCCCCAAAACUGGAGAGCUCAAUGCUUUCUUGUCCCUAAAAAACUGGACUCUGCAACUGAAACAACAGUCAUUAUUUUCAGAAGAAGAAGAAUAUACCACUGGAUCUGAGGUCACUGAAGAUGAAGUUGGUGAUGAAGAAGAAGUAUCCAAGAAACAAAGGAAAAAGGAGAAACCAAAGAAGUUCACUAAACCACCAAAAAAGCAGAUGUCUUCACCCUGUGCACAAAAGAAAGAAAAGGCAUUGGAGAAGUCAGCUUCUAGAGAUGUGUCUCCUUUCAUUGUAAGUAUGCAGAAGAAUAAAUGGGAUGCCACAAGGUCCUUGAGAUUCAACCAAGAUGCACAAAGAGAAGAUGAUCAGCGGCGGAUGUCUGAAAUUACAGGGCAUCUAAUAAAAAUGAGAUUGGGUGAUCUGGACCGAGUCAAGUCAAAGGAAACAAAAGAAUUUGCAGGAGGUAUUUAUUCCAGGCUCGAAGCACAAAUCAAAGCCUCCGUACCAGCCAGUGCACGGCAAAACAGCUCAGAGAAAAACACAAGGUCUAAAAGUCGUUUUGGUCCAGGGCGUCCUGUAUAAAGCACCUUAAAAUAUAAAAAGACAGAAGAUAACUUCCUGGACAUC